Messenger RNA from Harpia harpyja (harpy eagle), 7251 nucleotides. RefSeq names its product melatonin receptor 1B (gene MTNR1B). The record is from RefSeq and is a predicted model, not a curated record. The coding region runs from base 32 to 1111 and encodes 359 amino acids. Gene Ontology annotation, cellular component: membrane. Gene Ontology annotation, biological process: G protein-coupled receptor signaling pathway. Lineage: Eukaryota; Metazoa; Chordata; Aves; Accipitriformes; Accipitridae. Gene Ontology annotation, molecular function: melatonin receptor activity. The transcript has 2 exons.
CGGCGCGGGGCGCUGGGGCUGGGCGUCGGCGAUGCUGGAGAAUGGCUCCCUGAGGAACUGCUGCGACCCGGGCGGGAGAGGCCGCUUCGGCUUGGCGGAGCGGGAGGCGGCGGGUGCCCCGCGGCCCGCCUGGGUGGUGACGGUGCUCUCCAGCGUGCUGAUCUUCACCACCGUGGUGGACAUCUUGGGCAACCUGCUGGUCAUCGUCUCGGUCUUCAAGAACCGCAAGCUCCGGAACUCAGGUAAUGCAUUUGUGGUGAGCCUAGCUUUGGCUGAUCUGGUGGUAGCCGUGUAUCCAUACCCACUGGUGCUCUUCGCUAUUUUCCACAAUGGAUGGACGUUGGGUGAAAUGCACUGUAAAGCGAGUGGCUUUGUGAUGGGACUAAGUGUAAUAGGCUCUAUUUUCAACAUCACUGCAAUUGCAAUAAACCGAUAUUGCUAUAUAUGUCAUAGUUUUGCCUAUGACAAAGUGUACAGCUGUUGGAACACGAUGCUGUAUGUCUCCUUAGUCUGGGUAUUAACAGUAAUUGCAACUGUGCCAAAUUUCUUUGUUGGCUCUUUAAAAUAUGAUCCACGCGUCUAUUCAUGCACAUUUGUUCAGACUGCAAGCUCCUACUAUACGAUAGCUGUUGUGGUAAUUCACUUCAUCGUCCCUAUCACCAUUGUGAGCUUCUGCUACCUUCGAAUUUGGGUUUUAGUGCUUCAAGUUAGAAGACGAGUCAAGUCAGAAACAAAGCCAAGACUGAAGCCAAGUGACUUCAGAAACUUUCUUACCAUGUUUGUGGUUUUUGUCAUUUUUGCCUUUUGCUGGGCACCUCUAAACUUCAUUGGACUGGCUGUAGCCAUCGAUCCUAUGGAAAUGGCACCAAAAGUUCCUGAAUGGUUAUUCAUCACAAGCUACUUCAUGGCCUAUUUCAACAGCUGCCUUAAUGCAAUAAUAUAUGGACUUCUUAACCAGAAUUUUAGGAAUGAAUACAAACGAAUUUUAAUGUCACUGUGGAUGCCAAGGCUUUUCUUCCAGGACACAUCCAAAGGAGGAACUGAUGGUCAGAAGAGCAAACCCUCUCCUGCGUUAAACAACAAUGACCAAAUGAAAACUGAUACCUUGUAAAUGUGUAAUAGUCAAUGCAAGAGUUUGUCAUGGUGAAACUCAAGAAUACAGUUGUAAUGUUCUGGUCAUUCUUGCUUACUUUUGGGGGCUUUCCAUUUGGAUGGCACUUUGUGACUGGAAUACAGGCUUCUUCAUAAAGCACAUUGCUCUCAAUUAAUGAUUUAUACAAGAUAUCAACUGAAAAUGCAUUUCAGAAUUAAAGCAGCAGGUGAGUGCAAGCUGUUUUAGUUCUGAGAGCUGAAUUCUGCUCCCAGACAUAUGAAUGAGGCAUUUUUUUACUUCAGUGGGAAUUUUGCAUUCUUUAUACAAGAUCAGGAUUCAGUUCUUAGAAGAGGUAGUGAAGGUACUUGUCUAUGGGGCACAGCAGCUCAUCAAGGCUGAGUAGUGAUAUUUUCCUCCUUCCUGUAUCUGAACAAAGAGGGUGAAGCAGAUACUCUGUUUUCCACACAUAAGCCAAACAUCACAUUUCUGUGCAGGUACUGGUGGCAGUAGUAUCUUUGAAUCAAACUUGUAAAUUAGAGAGAAGAAUAUUUGUGUAAAAGCAAAUAUUAACAUUAGAGCUUUUCCUCACAGGUUUUUCAUACUUACAUACACUGAGAUUGGGAACACAGUGUAUUUACUGUGUUCAUCUUUUGUGGUCGAUUUUAUGGCAGAUAAUAUGAUACAAAUCAUUGAUUUAUUACACAUUUACUUUACACAAUAUUCUUCCUUUAGAGAGGAUUGAAUUUUCAUCGUGCUCCAUUUAUUUACCUAAAUAUAUACAUCCAAUGUCAUUUGAUGCACUUUAGCACACUUUACACAUUUGCAACAGGCUGGAAAUUAUGGCAUAUGACCUGUGAUCAUCUGGAGUGGCAGGAUAUCCUAGAUCAUCUCAAAUGAUGCUAGACGGAAAGAAGCAGCCCUUUUGACUAUAAUGGCAGUUGAGAUUCUUGCCUCACAUGUCUACAUCUAAUCUUGAACAAAAUCCGCUGUUGGUAUCUAAUCUAAGAUAACCUUCAAGGUUCCCUAUAGUGGAGAUAUGUUUCCUUUCAUCUGUGAUGAUAAACACGCAUCCAAGGAUGAGAUGAAUUGCUUUGUGGAGGUACUGGUCUCCUUUCAUUGACUUCAGAAGAAGUUUUGAUUACUAGUUCAAACACCUUGCUUUGGACAUCUAGAUGGGGAUUUAUCUUGCCUAAUUUGGGAUGUCACCAGCGUAGAUAUUUGCACAUGAUUUAUUUUCUAAAUUCCCACUGUAGACCAUGGAGUUCUAGGAAAUGCUUUAUCUUUUUCUUGAAACUGUCAUCUUUAUGGAUCAGGGGAACUGCUUGAGAGAACUCACUAACUGUAUCUUCAUUGACUGUAAUGGAGAUCAGGCAGCUCAUGUGGACACAUUUCAGGCAAAGAUAGGUAAUCUUAAUCCUAUAACUAGCGUACUUACAGUUCAUGUUUUCACAGUUCAUAAAAUAAAAGGAUGAUAUUCCAUCUUCUUUUCAAACUCAGCUCAAAUUCAAACUGUAUUUCUCCUUUUUCAGGUACUAUAUUGUAACAGUGACCGUAGAGAUCAGAUUACAAUCAUCUGGGUUAUACCCCACAGUAUCAUAGUAAUGUACACAAUGUGGUUUGUAUUAUCUCUAAAUCAGAUUAGGGAUCUGUGUGCAAACACAGUCAAUUAAGUUAUUUUAUCAUUAGACCUGAAAUGCACAUUACUGUUAGUAGCGCUGUUCAGGGGAAAGGAGAUAGGCCUCUGGUAAAUCCAUGUCAGGUAUUGAAAUACGAAAAGGAGGAAUUCAGGUUGCUAUUACAUUCUAGUUUGGGUUUUCUGACCUUGCUAUUAUGAAAAAUAUUUCUGUAGUAAUGUUAAUUUUUACAGCCAAUAUACUGCUCCUGAAGCCAUAAAGACGUAUUAAACAUCACCCUUAUGUUGCUAUACUUAUAGAAAAACAUCAAAGAACCACAGUAUUUUAAAUGUUUUAUUUGCUUCCCAAAAGUCAAUGUAAAGUACAGUAAAGUAACAAAUGUGAUGAUUCUUCUAGCUUCUUUCAUGUUCUUCAGAUAGUUUCUGAUAGUCUCUGAAGUUCAGUACCCUAGGACUCAAAGUAGUAGCCUGAUGAAAGCUGAAAACUUUGUGAACAGGGGUAAGAAAGAGAUGGGACAAAUUUAACCUGGUGGUAGAUAAUAAAAAUAUUGCAGCUAAAAAUAGCAAUCAUUAAUAUGUAGGUUCUACUUGGAACAUAAUUUUGUAAGUCUGACACAGUUUUCAUAUGUAUUGUCUUUCUUCAUGACUUCCACACAAAGGUACAGAACACAGAACUAAUAUACAUGUAUAUUUACAUGUGAAACUUCCCUCAAAGUAAAUAAGGAGUUUCAAGAUUCUGGAAAACUUGCAGGAAAGUACAUCAAGUUUGCUUCAUUGAAAAUCCUGCCUUGUCUGACAUCUAUGAGUACUCAAAAUUGUGACUUGAAAGUCAAAAUUUAUUGUCUGACUUGUAGAUGAACUAGUAUUAGAAGUAAAUCCAUUGACCUUGGUUUAUCGCUUGCUGACAUGACUCAGAAUAGAGUCCAGAAUUUGGAUCAAAUUCCCAUUAUUGUUUUAGCUCCAUAAAACAAAUAUAAACAUUGGAACCACUUGCUUGGCCAUAAAAGUGAGCAGCUAUCAUUCUGCAUAUUCAUGGGAAGAAGAUUUGAAAUUUUUAGGAAGUCAUUUUACAAAUUACCUCUGCACUUUAAAAAUUAAAGAUCACUUUUAAGAAUCCUUGUGCUGGUAUCUCAACUAUCCUAAAUGAAGCUCACACAAGUAAUAAAAUAGAAACAUAGAAUCAUGGAAUGGUUUGGGUUGGAAGGGACCUUAAAGAUCAUCCAGUUCCAACCCCCCUGCCAUGGGCAGGGACACCUUCCACUGGACCAGGUUGCUCAAAGCCCCAUCCAACCUGGCCUUGAACACUGCCAGGGAUGGGGCAGCCACAGCCUCUCUGGGCAACCUGUUCCAGUGCCUCACCGCCCUCACAGUGAAGAACUUCUUCCUUGCAUCUAAUCUAAAUCUACCCUCUUUCAGUUUAAAGCCAUUGCCCCUUGUCCUAUCACUACAUGCCCUUGUAAAAAGUCCCUCUCCGGCUUUCCUGUAGGCCCCCUUUAGGUACUGGAAGGCUGCUGUAAGGUCUCCCCAGAUCCUUCUCUUCUCCAGGCUGAACAACCCCAACUCUCUCAGCCUGUCUUCAUAGGAGAGGUGCUCCAGCCCUCUGAUCAUCUUCAUGGCCCUCCUCUGGACUUGCUCCAACAGGUCCAUGUCCUUCUUAUGCUGGGGACCCCAGAGCUGAACACAGUAAUGCAUUGUUCAAAGAAAGAAGUGUUCCAAAAUUUGAUCCUUCCUCACAAAUGAUGGAAAAAUUUUGGAAUGGUGCUAAAUUAUUAGGUGUGGAUUCUACCACCACCACCACACUUCCUGAAUGGGAUCCUGCUCUGCAUGGUGUCUGCAAAUCCAAUGUAGCUAUUUGGUGUGGCAGGUACUGCUACUUAUUGAGUCCUGAGGUACAGACAAUAACUCAUGCCUGUUAAAGUAAGUUUUUAUACCAUAUAUUAUUACAAAGCAUUGCCUUUGAGUUGACCUGGAAAUCAAUCAAAUUCAUAAAUUUAAAUUUACCUGGAAAUCAAUCAAAUAAAUACAUAAAAUUUUUAUUAAUUUAGAUGACUAAAUGCAGCUUUUGCGUUAUUAAACCUCUUCAUGUAGCAAUAUUUUAUUUCACCAUAUAGUAAUGUAUCCAUCUACCUACAUCAAAAGCCUUAAAUUAAUUUUCUCCCUUCUCUUAUAAUAAUUCAAACUCCAUUUUUCCUCAAUUUACAUUUGAAAAAAAAAUUAUAAAUGCAAUUUAAAAUGUAACUAACCAUCAAGAUAGAGGAUAUGAUUAUAACAUGGUUUGAAAGUAUAGUCAGGAAGAACAUAUCAGCUCCGUACAGAUUUAUGCAUCCUUGAGGAAAUUAUUAUUUCCAUUAUAUAAAAGUAUUUAUAACAGCAUAUCAGAUAUAGACACUUCAAGAAAAAGGAGGAAGGAAGUCAGGUAGACCCUGUGUUAUGCACAAGGUAACUAGUGAAGGCAAAACUAGGGCCUCAGGGACAAAGUCUGUUUCCAGAAAAUUUGGAAUGUUUUCAAGCAUUUAAUGCUAUAUUGAUUAAAGUGUUGUAUUUUCUGUUUAUUAAAAGAAAUAAAUGUGUUCUAGAAUUGGUCUUACAAUAGAACUCUGAUUAGAAAAAGCUUACCAUCACAUAGAUGGGUGAAGACCACUUGUAAAUUCUAUUUCAGUAAAGAGGGAAGUGGAGGUGAGACUGAAGCGAUGCAUUAACCUUAUCCUAUCUCUCUGUGCAAGUGACAAUUUCACUCUCAAGGAAGAAUUAAAACUAAAGAUUCAGUCCUAUUACUGAUUACUUCAGUGAGAUCAGGUUUUCAAAUCAAAUUAUUGACUGAAUAGAAUAAUUCUGCCUGGCUCAGUCUCAGGGGCAGAAAUGCACUUCUGUCUCUCCACUUCUUCCUUUGAGAACACAUUUAGAUAAAAAUAAUUGCUUUUAUUUCUGACUUGUAUUUUUAAAGAACUGCACAAGUCUGGGAAUUUGCCAAUGAAUAAAUAUCUACGGAAGAUAUUCACGUCACAUAUCUGCUGUUCCUUGGAGCACAGGUAGUUUUUUCAUCAGUCAUCCUGGUCAAAGGGAAGGGGUGUGAAAGGGCCAGUCGAAUCUGGCGAAUCAACAAAUGGUUAUGGGACUAAUGCCACAGCCAGGGGUUUGGCUACUUAGACCAUGGAAGUCCCUUUGAGAAACCUGGUCUGCUGGGGGCUGACAGGGUCCAUCUGUCAGAGAAGAGGAAGAGCAUCUUCGGUCAUAGACUUGUCAAGCUAGUGAAGAGGGCUUUAAAAGAACACUGCUGGGGGAGGGGAACCUCAAUCCAUCCCACUCCUGCCAGUUUGAUGCCAGUGCCAGCAAUAGAUGCCUGGAGCCUGGAGAAGAAUCACAGGUCAGCAGGAGAGCACCUGAAGAGCCGCACAGAGGAAUCCCAGCCACUCCAGCCAGAAAGUCAGCUUCAUCAAGGGCAGCCUUGGCUGCAGUGACCAUGAAAUGGUGGAGUUCAAGACCCUUAGGGCAGCGAGGAGAGCACACAGCAAGCUCGCUACCCCGGACUUCAGGAGAGCAGACUUUGGCCUGUUCAGAGAUCUGCUUGGUAGAGUGCCAUGGGAUACAGCCCUGGAGGGAAGAGGGGCCCAAGAAAGUUGGUGAAUAUUCAAGGAUCACUUCCUACAAGCUCAGGAGCAAUGCAUGCCAGCAAAGUGGAAGUCAGGCAAAAACGCCAGGAAGCCUGCAUGGAUGAACAAGGAGCUCCUGGACAAACUCAAACAGAGAAAGAAAGCCUACAGAGGGUGGAAGCAAGGACAGGUAGCCUGGGAGGAAUGCAGAGAAAUUGUCUGAGCAGCCAGGGAUCAGGUUAGGAAAGCUAAAGCCCUGACAGAAUUAAAUCUGGCCAGGGACGUCAAGAGCAACAAGAAAAGCUUCUAUAGGUACAUCAGUGAUAAAAGGAAGACUAGCGAAACUGUGGACCCUCUCUGGAAGGAAAUGGGAGACCUGGUUACCAAGGACGUGGAGAAGGCUUGAGGUACUCAAUGACUUUUUCGCCUCAGUCUUCACAGGCAAGUGCUCCAACCACACUGCCCAAGUCGCAGAAGGCAAAGGCAGGGACUGGGAGAAUGAAGAACCACCCACUGUAGGAGAAGAUCAGGUUCAAGACCAUCUAAGGAACCUGAAGGUGCACAAGUCCAUGGGACCUGAUGAGAUGAAUCCGUGGGUCCUGAGGGAACUGGCAGAUGAAGUGGCUAAGCCACUAUCCAUCGUAUUUGAGAAGUUGUGGCGGUCUAGGGAAGUUCCCACUGACUGGAAAAGGGGAAACAUAACCCCCAUUUUUAAAAAGGGAAAAAAGGAAAACCCGGGGAACUACAAGCCAGUCAGUCUCACCUCUGUGCCCACCAAGAUCAUGGAGUGGAUCCUGCAGGAAUCUAUGCUAAGGCACAUGGAAAAUAAGGAGGUGAUUGGUGACAGCCAACAUGGCUUCACCAAGGGAAAAUCAUGUCUGACAAAUGUGGUGGCCUUCUACAACAGGGUUAGAGCGUUGGUGGAUAGGGGAAGA